AUGGCGACAGCGGUAGCAGCAGCGCCUUCUGGUGUGAAGAGUAUCCCUGAGCUACUCGAAACCCUCACCACCUGCCUAUCCAGCACGGGGCAAUCGCUCCCCAAGACGCAACGAGACGAACCCUCGGACGUGUCGAUCCAGCCGCCGCAGGAUGGGAUUUCGCUGCUGGAUACGAAGAACGACGUGCUGCUCUCAUACAUCCACAACCUCGUAUUCCUGGUUAUUUUACAAUUACGCGAAUUACGCACGUCUUCGAAGGACCAGGAGGAUGGCCAGGAUGCCGCCGACACCGAUGGAUCGCUGCGCGAGGACAUCGUGAAGAAACUGGUCGAGCUGCGGGUGUACCUGGAUCGCGGCGUGCGACCGCUCGAGUCCCGACUGAAGUACCAGGUGGACAAGGUGAUCAAGGCGGCGGAAGAGGCCGAUCGAACCGAGCGUGAGACGCAAUCGGGUGAAAAAUCCAAGAGCAAAAGCAAAAGCAAGAGCAAGAGCAAGAGCAAGAGCGAAAAAGCGAACCGGAAUGGUAGUGAGGAUGAUUCAGGAUCAGACGACGGCAGUGAUAGCAGUGAUGACGAAGAUGAUGAAGAUAUCGACGAGAUGGCGUUCCGACCUAAUGUGACUGCUUUCUCCAAGGGAGUGGAACCCCAGACCCAGCUGCAGGACAGAGGCGCCAAGAACGCCGAGAGCGAUGGCAUCUACCGUCCGCCCAAGAUCAUGCCUACUUCGCUUCCCUCCACGGAUCGACGGGACCGGGAAGACCGCCGCCCGCGCAAGUCGACCGUCAUGGACGAGUUCGUCAGCGCCGAGUUGUCUGCUGCGCCCAUGGCCGAGCCAAGUAUUGGAAGCACGAUUCUGGCUGGUGGCAGACGGAUGAAAUCCCAGAAGGACCGCGAACAAGAGGCUGAGCGGAGGACAUACGAAGAAACCAACUUUGUCCGUUUACCCAAGGAGACGAAAAAAGAGCAAGCCAAGCGCCGUGGCGGCCGGGCUGUCGACAGCACCUUUGGUGGCGAGGAAUGGCGCUCGCUUGGCGAGGGUGCAGACCGUAUCUCCAGACUCACUCGUAGAGGGAAGGGGACCGGCGGUGCGCUUGAACGGAGUCGCAAGAGGAAGCUCACCGAGGACGGGCCUCGAUCGGAUGGAGCCUCGGUGGGUGCUGUCUUUGAGAAGCGGAGGAAGAAGGUCGAGAGCUGGAAGCGAUCAUAGCGUGAUGCCUAAAUCUUCCUUUCUUCUUCUCUCUUCUGGUUCGGCGUUCCUGCAUUGCAUGCCAGUGUCUUGUGCAGU
Molecule: messenger RNA, 1284 nt
Organism: Penicilliopsis zonata CBS 506.65
Lineage: Eukaryota; Fungi; Ascomycota; Eurotiomycetes; Eurotiales; Aspergillaceae
Exons: 1
Coding region: 1-1206 (401 amino acids)
Biological process (GO): maturation of SSU-rRNA from tricistronic rRNA transcript (SSU-rRNA, 5.8S rRNA, LSU-rRNA)
Cellular component (GO): small-subunit processome; nucleolus
Source: RefSeq, a predicted model, not a curated record